UAUUCAGAGAUAUAUUCUUAGAAUGGUAUUACCUGGAUGCAUUUGGUGAAGACCAAUCUAGCUAUUACAACUGGCUAGAUUGUUUUGAUAGUUGGAUUGUAUCACUGUCUCGUACACUGUCUAAUCUAUAAAACUGCAGCUUUCUAAUUGUAUGCUUAAACAUAGAUUGGAAUCCAGAAAUCAAAAUACAUGAGGAUUGGGAAUAGAUGUCUUCUGGGUAACUCUCUGAGCUAUCUUGUCUACUUGUUUAAGAAACAUUUCUGCUAUAAAAGCUGUAAGGAUCAAACAUCUGUUAAAUUUAAAGAUGUAUAAAUGUGGCAGGAAAAAAAAGUAACAGAAUGUAAAACUCAGUUGCUGUUUAAAAGCUCACAGAUGCAGUUCUAUAUCCCAGGGAGGAAAGGUCAACAAUAAUAGUUACUUGUUUAUUUUCUACAGGGGAUACUUGCAGAAGGGCUUCAGACUAAUAGAGUAACACAGGAGGCAGCUCUCUAGAAAAUUUAGUUGUAGGUGUUCUCAGUUAAUAUAGCAACUUGAACUCUGAGAUGAGUUCCCCUGGGGCAGCAAAGAAGAGGAUCCUCCCAGCAUGGAUGACCAGGAAGACAGUUGAACCAGCACAAUGGGCAGAAAUGAGGCCAAAGAGAAGGAAAAGCACAGCUUUAGCAAGGACUGAGACUGUAUAUUGUAUGAACGAAGCAGAGUUGGUAGACAUGGCUCUUUGCAUUUUAGCUGAGAACUGCAAGGCUACAGAAGGUGAUCUGAUUUCAUCAGAAAGUGAGGUACAAGAGCUUCAACAAGAACUGACCAUCUGUACCAACAUUGCCAAGGAUCCUCCUGUAAGAUCCACAUCUCCAGAUCAGUCAGCUUCAAGUUGCAGUGAGGAGACCAAAAGGGAGGAAGAUGAUGAUGCCUUAAAAUAUGUCAGAGAGAUCUUCUUUACUUAAUUUUAACAUUUAUAAACGUUUUUUUAAAAAUUGGUAAAUAGAAGAUAUAGAUAUGAUGACAGUUGUGGCUUGGAUAUCAGAGGUGAGGCAACAGUACAUCACAGUGUCAGGACUUCAGGAAAUAAACUGAUCAGGAGGAAA
Messenger RNA from Candoia aspera, 1082 nucleotides. RefSeq names its product cell cycle regulator of NHEJ (gene CYREN). Lineage: Eukaryota; Metazoa; Chordata; Lepidosauria; Squamata; Candoiidae. The record is from RefSeq and is a predicted model, not a curated record. The coding region runs from base 543 to 941 and encodes 132 amino acids. The transcript is spliced from 4 exons. Gene Ontology annotation, biological process: double-strand break repair via nonhomologous end joining; negative regulation of double-strand break repair via nonhomologous end joining. Gene Ontology annotation, cellular component: nucleus; cytoplasm.